Molecule: messenger RNA, 1192 nt
Organism: Pygocentrus nattereri (red-bellied piranha)
Lineage: Eukaryota; Metazoa; Chordata; Actinopteri; Characiformes; Serrasalmidae
Gene: dusp28
Product: dual specificity phosphatase 28
Exons: 3
Coding region: 231-737 (168 amino acids)
Biological process (GO): protein dephosphorylation
Cellular component (GO): cytoplasm
Molecular function (GO): MAP kinase tyrosine/serine/threonine phosphatase activity
Source: RefSeq, a predicted model, not a curated record
UGGCAUUAGGACCUGGAGGAAGCCUCAGGCUCCUGCUGUAAAUAUAGCAGCACUCAGUGGAAUCAGACUGACCUCUGCAUUGCCUUCCUCAUGCCAGCUAGAAACGGACAGCUUAUAGUGUUAGUGUUAGGGUGUCCAGACGUAGAGCUGAGGGUGCUUUGUGUGUGUGUGAGUGAUGUGUGUGAGUUAAACCGGCUGUAGUGUCUCUGCUGCUCUCCAAACUCUUCUCGAUGCUUCAGAUGUGUCCGGUUACAGACGCGCUGCUGAUCAGCAACGCUCGCUCAGCCUGCAACGACCAGCUCGUCCAGCAGGAGGCAGUAACGCUCUGCAUCAACGUGUCCAAACAGCAGCCUUUCCCCUCCACCAGAGUCAGCACUUUCCGCGUGCCCGUCUACGAUGACCCCAACGAGGACCUCUAUAAGUACUUUGACCGCUGUGCUGACGCCAUCCACGCCGAAGCGGGCCGAGGCGGCCGGACAGUCGUCUACUGCAAGAACGGUCGCAGCCGCUCAGCCACAAUCUGUGUGGCCUUCCUGAUGAAGCACCAGGGCCUCACCUUAACAGAGGCGUUCCAGGUUGUGAAAAGUGCCCGGUCAGUGGUGGAGCCCAACCCAGGCUUUUGGGCUCAGCUGGAGCGAUACGAGCAGGAGCUGCAGGUCAGGAGAACACAACAGACACACAAACGUCUGCAGUUUUCUCUACAACGACUUUUUUCACACAGAGGUCAUACAUCCUAAUAAAAAAGUAUUUUAUUGUUUAUUUCAUCCUUGUCCCAUUAACCACAAGGUACUUCAAGUGGUCUUAAAUCAUGGUGCUGUUCAGUUCUCAAGGAAUCUCUACAGUACUUGUCCAUGCUCAGGAACUUACUUUAUCCUUAGAAGUCAGUGAUUGCUGUUGUUGUUCACUUGUAGCUCAUAGAAACUAAUAGACAUUGUAUGGGAAGUGCAGACUGUAAACGUUCAGUCCAUAGCACAGUUGUAUUUGUUGGUAGGAGUGGAAAUAUGAUUUAAAUUGAAUGAAAAGUUACUGUUGUGUGUGCAGUUUCAUGUUGAACACAGAAAACUCAUCUAUUUUUGUUGACCCUGAAUCAAACUGAAAGAUGUAAUUUGGAAUGAAACCCGUUGAUGCAGAUCAGAAGCUGAAUGUCAAAGCACUAAUAAAAGAUGCACUAUGUAAGCUUUGGGGAUUUGGA